Messenger RNA from Corylus avellana, 3164 nucleotides. RefSeq names its product poly(A) polymerase 1 (gene PAPS1). Gene Ontology annotation, molecular function: RNA binding; poly(A) RNA polymerase activity. Gene Ontology annotation, cellular component: nucleus. Lineage: Eukaryota; Viridiplantae; Streptophyta; Magnoliopsida; Fagales; Betulaceae. Gene Ontology annotation, biological process: RNA 3'-end processing. The record is from RefSeq and is a predicted model, not a curated record.
UUUAUUUCCUUCGCAACCCACUUUACCCCAAGAAAACACUCUCCUCUCUCUCUCUCUCCUCCUGAGAUUUUUCGUUAUCGCUUCAUCGGUUAUUUUGGGUUCGAUAUUUCGGACACUCGGUUGCUGAGCGUGGCCGAAGAGCCACCGCCAUCCAUACCCAAAGAGCUCGAAAAGGCGGGGGGAGACUAUGGGCCUCUGAUCUCGCUAGGCGGAAUCUUUGUAUUUUGUCUUCGGUGUGCUUGUUUGUUCUUCGUCUAGGGUUAGGGUUUCAAUUACAGGCCCCAAUUUUGCUAUGUACUACGCUGUUCUGAUGUCAUCUUAGUAUAAAAGAUGUUAACUUUGGGGUUAUCUACUUUGGUUGGUUUGUUAUAGCUUUAUGGUUCCCAUUUGAUUGUAGCUUUGGAUUUUGUUUCCACCCAGUACUGUACAAUCAAGGAUUAUUUCAUUGUUAUAUUUUUUUUUUUGGUUUUUAAUUUUAUUUGUUUCUGAUUUUAUUUUCGUUGGAAAAAAAGGGAAAAAUAAAAAAAAAUCUGUGGAGCAUUAAAAAUAAUUUGUUCAUACCAUCCCCGUAUUGUCAAAAAAGAAAAAAGAAAGAAUUAAAAUUAGAGGCAGUUUAUAUAUCUUUAUAAAUGGGGAGCCUUGGAUUGAUGAACCGGAAUAAUGGGCAUCGGUUAGGCAUUACAGAACCGAUUUCUUUGGGUGGACCGACUGAGUACGAUGUGAUCAAGACCCGUGAACUCGAAAAGUAUCUGCGAGACGCGGGACUGUAUGAGAGCCAGGAAGAGGCUGUGGGUAGAGAGGAAGUGCUUGGCAGACUUGACCAGACUGUAAAGAUUUGGGUCAAAACAAUUAGCCGUGCUAAGGGGUUGAAUGAACAACUCGUUCAAGAAGCGAACGCCAAGAUUUUCACCUUUGGUUCCUAUCGGCUAGGGGUGCAUGGACCUGGUGCGGAUAUAGACACGCUUUGUGUGGGACCUAGACAUGCUACAAGAGAAGAAGAUUUCUUUGGUGAGCUACACAGAAUGCUGUCUGAGAUGCCUGAAGUAACAGAGUUGCACCCUGUGCCUGAUGCUCAUGUUCCAGUUAUGAGAUUUAAGUUCAAUGGUGUUUCCAUAGACCUUCUGUAUGCAAAAUUGUCACUCUGGGUUAUUCCUGAUGACCUAGAUAUUUCACAGGAUUCAAUACUACAGAAUGCAGAUGAGCAGACAGUUCGUAGUCUUAAUGGCUGUAGGGUCACUGACCAAAUUUUGCGUUUGGUUCCAAAUAUUCAGAAUUUCCGCACAACUUUGAGGUGCAUGAGGUUAUGGGCUAAACGUCGCGGUGUUUACUCAAAUGUUGCAGGGUUUCUUGGUGGUAUAAACUGGGCAUUGCUGGUUGCCCGCAUCUGCCAGCUAUAUCCCAAUGCGCUGCCCAAUAUGUUAAUGUCUCGAUUCUUCAGGGUCUAUACUCAGUGGCGCUGGCCAAAUCCAGUAAUGCUAUGUGCCAAUGAAGAAGGAUCUCUUGGACUUCAAGUUUGGGAUCCUAGAAGAAAUCCGAAAGAUAGGUUCCAUUUAAUGCCUAUCAUAACUCCUGCUUACCCUUCCAUGAACUCUAGCUACAAUGUCUCAUCAAGUACUUUGCGCAUUAUGUCAGAGGAGUUUCAAAGGGGGAGUGAGAUUUGUGAGGCUAUGGAAGCAAACAAGGCGGAUUGGGAUACACUUUUUGAGCCUUACCCAUUUUUUGAAGCGUAUAAGCAUUAUCUACAAAUAGACAUUACUGCAGAAAAUGAUGAUGAUCUAAGAAAAUGGAAAGGCUGGGUUGAAUCUCGCCUUCGGCAGCUAACAUUGAAGAUUGAGAGGUAUACUUAUAACAUGCUUCAAUGCCAUCCACACCCGGGGGAUUUUUCAGACAGAUCUAGACCUUUCCAUUGCUGUUUCUUUAUGGGUUUGCAGCGAAAACAAGGAGUUCCUGUGAAUGAAGUUGAACAGUUUGAUAUAAGGUCAACUGUUGAGGAAUUUAAAGGCAAUGUCAACAUGUACACUUUGUGGAAGCCUGGGAUGGAGAUCCGAGUAUCCCAUGUAAAACGCAGGGGUAUUCCGAACUUUGUAUUCCCUGGAGGGGUUCGACCUUCCCGCCCAUCCAAAGUAACUUGGGUGAGUAGGAGUUCCGAACUGAAAGUUUCUGGUCAUGCCCAAGAUAAUUCUCCUGAAGGUAAAGCAGUUUCAAAUGGAGCAGAUGAUGGAAGGAAGAGAAAGCAGGUGGAUGAUAGUCUGGAGACUAACCUGAGAAAUGCCAAGCGCUUAGCCGCUGUACCUCCAUCUACGGGGGGAGUUCAUGAAGGUAGCCCCCCUGUCAGCAUUGCCAGCUCAUGUUCUAUGAAAUUUGACAGUAUGAAUACCCACAGGUCAGAGGAAUCGAGGACAGAGAAGUCUGAGAAUAAUUCACCUGACAGCUUAAAAAAUAUAAAAAAUCUAGUGGAGGUUUCUUCUCAGAAUUGUCAAGCUAAUGGACCAGCAAAAUGCAGUCCACCUAAUGAAACUCCAUCUGUUGCUGCUGAUACAACAAGCUCUAGAGAAGCAGAGAAUCUGGCAAUUGAGAAGAUUAUGUCGGGUCCAUAUGUUUCCCACCAAGCUUUUCCAGAAGACCUUGAUGAGCUUGAAGAUGAUUUUGAAUCUAGAAAUCAAGAUAAAGAUUCUAGAGGGAACAAUAAAGGUAGCCCCAUGGAGUCUUCAAAAGCAAAUGCAGCAGUACCAGUUCCAUCUACUAAUGGAUCUGCUUCUUCGAGCGGUUUAUAUGCGAAUGGGAACUUAGAGGAGCUUGAGCCCACUGAACUUGUGCCACCAUUGUCAAAUGUGACUCCUGCACCUGUGGUUCAAAAGCCACUAAUCAGGUUUAGCUUCACUUCCUUGAAAGCUACUGGCAAAAGCUCAUAAAGGGAUGCUGAGUGUUGGCUGGAGCUUAAGCCAGUGGAAAUGUUUGAUGUAUAUUAAGGAAUUUUUUUUUUUUUUUUACUCCUUUUUGUAAUAAAAAUUAUACAGUUAAAUCUUGAGUUAGGCAAAGCCUCUUUUUACAUGUAUAUGUACCUGACAAUCUCAACCAUUCCAGAGGGUAAAAGAAUUUGAAAGCCUACUUGGUUAAGUUUAUAAUCCGCUGCCCAAUGUCAUGCUCUGAAUUUCUUCCUUGUU